AACGAUGUUGGCUGUUCUGUAGCUGGAGACGAGCCAUGGAAGAUUCGACAGCCAUCAAGGAAGAGAGAACGGAUUCAAUGGUCCAAAUGGAAUUAUGUAACCCACCAGAGACUAAGGCAAUGCUAAGUUGAGUUUUUCAAAGUGUUCGAUCUCGUGCGUCGUCCAGCGAUAUCAUUCGACAUAAGGAGUGCAACAAGGAAGGAGCUUUAACUUUCAUUUGGAUUCUUUGUGUUCUGUUCUUCAAACAUUUGGAAAUAAUUCAUAGACUCUUUUUUUGAAUGCUGAUGCUAUUCCAUAUAUUGCUAUUUAAAAAUCUACUUUUAAUAUUCACAAUCAAUUGAUGUUUAUUCUGGUGAAUAGCUCAGUGCAUACGAGACAAUGUUAUGCUUUAUAUUUCUAAAUAGAUAAGACUAUUCCACAUGGACUCGCCAAGACGCUCAAGAUGAAGUCUGUCGCACUGGCUUACGUCAGACAAAGCUCACUGAAGGGAAGUAACUGCUUGUGUCAUGUGUCCACUGGUAAAAUGUUGUUCCUCUGUGCCAUCCUGCUGACCGCCUUUCUGUUGGUGACCGUCACAGAGAUAACUGAAUACAGCGUGAACCCACCACCCUACCUGGUGGUCACCUUGCCGCCUGUCCGCAUCAACGACACCCUGUUGGACCGGCAGUUUAAGGACGUCAUAAAGGCGGUCAACCUGUCUCGCCUGUCUCCACUGCCCACAGUGCCCAGCAACUUACAACAUUUAUUCCAGUAUGAGCUCUCAGAGAAUGACUUGGAGGAACUUAGCCAAAUGUUGAAAGUCUUCAACGCCACCAUGGCCAAUGCUUCUAUCACAUAUUUCUUGUAUAAGGGCUCCCUGUUAGGAUCCUAUAGGCAUCACAGCAUCAUUCCCUGGGACGAUGAUUUGGACUUUUUGGUCUCCCUCAAAGACAAAGCCAACAUGACAGCAAUAUUUAAGAUGCUAGAGCCAAGGUAUAUCUUAGACAACAGUACUAUCAGAUACAAGUUUUAUUCUGAUACUGGACACGUCAUUAAAAAGAAGCCUUGGAAAUCUCCAUUUCUGGACAUAAGCUUCUACGAUGAGAACUCCACACAUAUCUGGGACGUGACCAUCCCGAGCCAAGGGCCUUUUCUGAAAGAUAUCACAUUUCCUUUGACACUAAGGCCUCUUUUGGGAGGACUGUAUCCUUCUCCCCAUGACCCUUACCUGACCCUAAAUGUGACGUACCAGGUGGAUGAUUGUUACACCGGAAGUUACAACCACACCAAUGAGAAAAAGCGGGACAAGAAGGACAUUGGGAACGUCCCCUGCUCGGCCUUGCUGGACACCGUGGCCUUCGUACAGCACGUGCGUGGUCCUGGAGGGGCGUGGUGUGAGGAGGUGUUGACCCACAGGGGACAAAUUCUCGGCUCAUUCGUCAGGAGCUCCUAUAAAAUACCAAUCUGUUAACAUUUACUUGUUAAGGAGUUGAUUGUUUUUGAAGGCGCCAUUUCUGUUGUACAAACCCAAGGGUAAGAUAAACAUAUUUCUAAAAGACAUUACAAA
This is a messenger RNA of Biomphalaria glabrata, 1546 nucleotides long. RefSeq lists its product as uncharacterized. The record is from RefSeq and is a predicted model, not a curated record. Bases 443 to 1450 code for a protein of 335 amino acids. The transcript is spliced from 6 exons. NCBI's taxonomy places the organism in Eukaryota, Metazoa, Mollusca, Gastropoda, Planorbidae.